GCCCUACUCUGCCUCUGAUUGGCUAGUACUCGAUACCUUCAUUGGCUAGGUUGGUUAGGUUUAGGCACGAGAAGUCAGAUGGUUGGGUUAAAGUAAGAAUAUGAAGGUCAGAGCCAAUCAAAGGCAGCGUAGGGGCGGGUCUUCGCAGAAUGCGGAUGAGGGAACAAAAACAACGCGUUUUGAUAACGGCUGCGGAAGGAGCUGUCAGUUGCUCUCGUCUCGCCGAUUUCUCGUCCAAGCAGUACUUUCCCAACACAACCGACACUACUCAAACGACAAAUGUAACACAGAAAGCCACAAUGGGAUUCUCACUUACACGCUUUCUUGGUGUUAAACCGUCGAAAGCGCUCCUGUCGCUACCUUUUCUGUUGACAUUCCUGCUCGUCGGGAGCCAAGGCGAGAGCAGUGCAAUGGACAACGUCGCAACUGAGAGGAUGGCUGAGGAAAGCCACAGACAGGACAGUGCCAAUCUACUCAUAUUCAUAAUGCUCUUAACACUCACCAUUUUAACUAUAUGGCUGUUCAAACACCGGCGGUUCAGGUUCCUGCACGAAACAGGACUUGCCAUGAUCUAUGGCCUGUUGGUGGGUGUGAUCCUGCGGUUCGGAAUCCAUGUGCCCCAGAGCACGAGUGACGUGAUCCUGAGCUGUGCUGUCAAUGCCAGUCCUGCUACUCUGCUGGUCAACGUCAGCGGGCGAUUCUAUGAGUACACUCUGAAGGGUGAAGUCAGCGGGGGCAAAGGUCACCAAGUGCAGGACGAUGAGAUGCUGAGAAAGGUGACCUUUGACCCAGAAGUGUUUUUCAACAUUUUGCUGCCUCCCAUCAUCUUCCACGCUGGUUACAGUCUAAAAAGGAGACAUUUUUUCAGAAACAUUGGCUCCAUCCUUGCCUAUGCCUUCAUGGGAACAGUUAUAUCCUGCUUUGUUAUCGGGCUGAUCAUGUAUGGCUUUGUGUCCUUCAUGAAAGUUGUGGGCCAGCUUGGGGGAGAUUUUUUCUUCACUGACUGCCUCUUCUUCGGGGCCAUCGUUUCUGCAACAGACCCAGUGACAGUGCUGGCUAUCUUCAAUGAGCUGAAGGUAGAUGUGGACCUGUAUGCUUUGCUGUUUGGGGAGAGUGUCCUCAAUGAUGCUGUGGCUAUCGUCCUCUCUUCCUCCAUUGUGGCUUAUCAGCCUGCUGGAGACAACAGCCACAGCUUUGAGGCCAUGGCCUUGUUGAAAUCCUUUGGCAUCUUCCUGGGCGUCUUCAGCGGAUCCUUUGCUCUUGGAGUGGCCACUGGAGUCAUGACUGCUCUCGUGACCAAGUUCACUAAGCUGAGGGACUUCCCCUUGCUGGAGACAGCUCUCUUCUUCCUCAUGUCCUGGAGCACCUUCCUAUUGGCUGAGGCCUGCGGGUUCACAGGUGUGGUAGCUGUACUGUUCUGUGGGAUCACUCAGGCUCACUACACCUUCAACAAUCUCUCACCUGAUUCUCAGGACAGAACAAAACAGUUAUUUGAGCUGCUGAACUUCCUGGCAGAGAACUUCAUCUUCUCCUACAUGGGUCUGACACUCUUCUCCUUCCAGUCACACGUCUUCAACCCUUUGUUCAUCAUUGGAGCCUUUGUGGCAGUGUUUCUUGGCAGGGCAGCAAACAUCUACCCUUUGUCCUUUCUGCUCAACCUGGGCCGCAGGAACAAGAUUGGAUCCAACUUUCAGCAUGUCAUGAUGUUUGCAGGUUUGCGCGGGGCGAUGACUUUUGCUCUUUCUAUCCGAGACACGGCGACUUAUGCCCGUCAGAUGAUGUUUUCAACCACCCUUCUAAUUGUUUUCUUCACUGUCUGGAUCUGUGGAGGUGGCACCACACCCAUGUUGUCCUUCAUGAGCAUACCGGUGGGUGUUGACUCUGAUCAAGAAAACUCUAGUUCAGCGAUGUUGGAUGGAUCACAGAGGAGGAACACCAAACACGAGAGCGCCUGGCCCUUCAGGAUCUGGUAUAACUUUGAUCACAACUAUCUGAAACCGCUCCUGACCCACAGCGGACCUCCUCUCACUGCUACUCUGCCCACUUGUUGUGGACCUCUGGCUCGAUGCCUCACCAGCCCUCAGGCAUAUGAGAACGAAGGUCAGCUCCACGACGAUGAGUCUGACUUCAUCCUGAACGAUGCGAGUGUUAGCUCCAUGUACGCCGAUGUCACCGUCAGCACGGAUGCGUCCGGAUCGCGCACCAUCAACCGAAAGCGCUCCUCCACCGCCAGCACUGGCGGGGGUCCGUCUGAUGAAGGCCUGGAUCACGAGCUCGCCCUGGCGGAAAAUGAAGUGGCGAUCAGGGGCACCCGCCUGGUCCUGCCCAUGGAUGACCCAGUGGACCCUCCAACCACUGUCACCCUGCCUCCCCCACCUUCCCCACCACACUCUGACCCUCACAGGCACAGACUGUAAGAAGAAGGCUGUCAGGGUGCAGUUUGUUGGUUUCAGCUUCAAGAAAAUCACAAAUCAUCUAACUAGAUUUCACAAGAAAACUAAAUCUAAUAGAAUACUUAGUUGAUUUGUUUUUUUUAUUUAUUUAUUUCUUUUUUUAAAUGACAAACUACUUUUACAGUAUAAUAUUCAAGUCUCAUGUUGACAAGACCACCUCCCUGUCCAACACGCGAGUUUAAAAUAGUCUCAGCUUUGUGACGAACUUAAGGCGUGCUUGAUUUAACUCACCUUUGAGGUGGAUUACUGUAAUCUUGAAUGUGACUGCACUACAUGUAAGAUAAGGUACUGUAAAUCAAGAGUACCUCAAGUUUAUAGGUUACUUAAAAAUCGCAAAAGAUGCACAUUAAGCCACCAUUUAAAGGAGGCAAAAAAAAUAAGAAAAUGGGGCUGUCAUAUUUGCUCCAAAGUUUGUACUACUGUGGUGAUAAUGCCAGUGCUGUUGUCUAUGCUCUCUAAAAAAACACUCCUUCUGGUUGUAGGGGGCGAUCUAAACGUUUCAUAUACGGUUUACCCUUUUCUCUGUGGUGACAUUGCUCGUGACAACAGGUCCUGUAUUUGUUUAGCUUACCUCAAGUAUUUGUAAGAUGAACUGUCAAACAUUUCUGACAGUUCUGAGAGUCACCCUGAAACUUUGCUCUGGCACCACGUAGUAACAUUCGGUGCUGUUCAGGAGCAUUUACACUACAGUUACAUUACUAACCUUACUAAUGUAUCCACAGACUGACGUGUUGGGAGCUUUGAAUUUGCAGGAUUGUAGAUUGGUUAUACUAUUAGGCCUAAAACAAAACAACCAAAAUCUCAAACCGCUUCCACAUCUCUGUCUAGGAGCGUCUAUACUACCUUAAAUUUUAGCACUGCCUGCCUCUUCUCUUCUGGGUCAGUCUUUUUCAUCUCGAUUUAUUUAUUGAACAAAGAGUGGUUUAUUUAUGUACUGAUUUAUUUAUUUAUUUAUUGUUUUUUUUUAGCGUGACAUUAAUGAUUAUCUUGCCCUGUUCAAAAAUAGGACAGCUCGGCGGUGAAAGGCUGUUGUUAUUCGGCAGCUUUUCCUAAAAGCACUGUAACUCUUCCCGGACAAGGUACAUACAGCGGGGGAGUCACGAGGGUGGUAGAUAUUCAUUCCAGGAGUUUGUUGUUCUUUACCGUUUGCGCAUGUUAAAAUAUCUCCCUCCCGAAAUGUAGCAGAUGCUUUUACUUUAUACUUGGAAACUAGAGCUUCCCUGUGUGUGUAUUUUACAAGUGUGUGUGGCUGAUGUCAGAUUGAAAUCUUUCAAAUCUACUGAUGUGGUUAUUAGGGCUAAUGUCUGUUUGUGGGUUCUCUGUCGUCAUCUGGUUUAAUCUCCUUUCUAAAAAAAAAAAAAACCAAACAAAACAAACGUAACUGCCGUGUCUUUGUGAUGUUGUAUCAUCAAAGAUGACUGAGGGCUGGCUGAUCUGUUUUCAAUUUAAGUGCCUAUUCAGAAAUUCAAUUACUUAUGUAGAUUUGUACAUAUUUUGAUUUGCUAAUGUGUAGUAAAAUCUUUUUUUUGUUUUUAUAUGAUACUAAACCCUUUGAUUGAUGUUGAAUAUUAUUUCCAGUAUAAUUGGGCCAUUAGGUGACGGCCUGAAGUGUAACUGUUUGUUUUUGGUGCAUUCAAAAGGUGGAGAGCCCAAAAGGGUGCAAACUAAAACAUUGUACUUAUAUUAAUGGGAAAUAACACUAAUAUAAUGUAAUCAUUUUGUGAACAGUGUACUUUAUCAAAAAAGUAUAUGUGGCAUUUUAAAAUGAAAUUCGUUCUUUUGCUUCACAAUUCGGGGCUGAAUUUGAACGCAACAUGAACCUGGUGACUGUUUUCCAGCUUUUCAUUUGUCAGUAAGGUCGAGGGAAAGAUUCUUGUGCAGGAGGAUGUCACCUACUUUCUACUGAAGCAAUGUUUAUCUGUUUUGCACCUAGUUUGGCAACCAAGCUCCUCUAUUCUGUUCCCACUUAAGUGGAGAUAUUUUGUGGCUCAAGCAUCUCCUUAGUUAACUGGGACCCUUGCCUGUUCUGUUUUCGGCUGAGCAGGCCGGUCUAAGACCACAAGGGUUUUUUUUUUAUUUUUUUAUGACUGAGGUAGAAAUGAAUUACUGGUCAAAAUGUCUGUGUUGAUAGUAUCAAGCUGCACACGUUGUCCUCAAGCAGUAUUCUUGAUUUGAAGUUUGAGUUUCUGCAUAAUCAUCCAGAGAUAUGGACAUAAAUGGAUAUGCAUUUUUAUCCUUUGGGUAAAGUUCUCUUUGAUUUAUAUUUGUUGUUUAAAUGUCUUUGAUCAAUAAUAAAAAAAAAACAUACUUAGUUUAUAUGGGACUUUUGAAGAAACAGUUGUAAUCUUAUGGUAGUAAACACUCAAAACUAUCAAAAUGUUGAAUGAUGUUUCUACUGUUUGUAGAAACUGUUGAUGACAGUUUGUGAGAAGGAGACCUGCAGUAGGUCUACAUGUGAAUGUUUUUAAAAUGUGAAAUUAUGUUGAGGGCAAAAAAACAUCUCGGAUUUGAUAGAUUUUUCCCUGUGUAGUCCUGAAGUCAGUGCAGUUAGUGACUCCUCUGUCAGACAUCUUGCGAGUGUACCAGAAGUAAAUAAAAACUCUUUAAAUUGA
Messenger RNA from Thunnus maccoyii (southern bluefin tuna), 5065 nucleotides. Its product is annotated as sodium/hydrogen exchanger 6-like. The transcript is spliced from 16 exons. Gene Ontology annotation, biological process: proton transmembrane transport; regulation of pH; sodium ion transport. Gene Ontology annotation, molecular function: sodium:proton antiporter activity. Gene Ontology annotation, cellular component: membrane; recycling endosome. Bases 150 to 2417 code for a protein of 755 amino acids. Lineage: Eukaryota; Metazoa; Chordata; Actinopteri; Scombriformes; Scombridae. The record is from RefSeq and is a predicted model, not a curated record.